Molecule: messenger RNA, 3078 nt
Organism: Chelmon rostratus (copperband butterflyfish)
Lineage: Eukaryota; Metazoa; Chordata; Actinopteri; Chaetodontiformes; Chaetodontidae
Gene: nfs1
Product: NFS1 cysteine desulfurase
Exons: 14
Coding region: 147-1496 (449 amino acids)
Biological process (GO): [2Fe-2S] cluster assembly
Cellular component (GO): cytosol; nucleus; mitochondrion
Molecular function (GO): pyridoxal phosphate binding; cysteine desulfurase activity
Source: RefSeq, a predicted model, not a curated record
GUUAGCGUCCCUGCCUUCACUCUCACCGAUUCGUAUGAACCAGUAGGCUAAACUGGUUCAUCCCGGUUUACACAGGUGUUGGUUGCGGUCAGCGUGUUGUUAUCGGAGGUCAGUGAGUCUCCAGGUGAAACCCGCACGCCGUCCAGAUGCUUUCCCCAAGCAGGGCAGUCUCCUCCCGGCUCUUCAGGCCAGUCUUGUGGAUCCCUCUCCGGUUGGGUUCUGACCAGAGAGCCGCCAGCACCCUGAAGAAAGAGUUGAUAAAGAAGUAUGAACUGGAGAAAGAUGAGCUCCGCCCCCUCUACAUGGACUUCCAGGCCACCACACCCAUGGACCCUCGGGUGCUGGACGCCAUGUUGCCCUACCAGGUGAAUUACUACGGUAACCCUCACUCCAGAACACAUGCCUAUGGCUGGGAGAGCGAGAGCGCCAUGGAGACGGCCAGGAAGCAGGUGGCUGAUCUGAUUGGAGCAGAUCCAAGAGAGAUCAUCUUUACCAGCGGAGCCACCGAGUCCAACAACAUGGCCAUCAAGGGUGUGGCGAGGUUCUACCAGGCCAAGAAGCGCCACGUGAUCACCACCCAGACAGAACAUAAGUGUGUCCUGGAUUCGUGCCGAGUUCUGGAGGCUGAAGGUUUCAGCAUCACCUAUUUGCCAGUCCAGAAGAACGGACUGGUGGACCUGGAGCUGUUGGAGGCCUCCAUCCGUCCUGACACCUCUCUGCUGUCAGUGAUGACGGUCAACAACGAGAUCGGAGUCAAGCAGCACAUUAAAGAGAUCGGUCGGAUUUGUCGUUCUAAAGGAGUCUUCCUCCACACCGAUGCCGCUCAGGCUGUCGGAAAGAUUCCCAUCAACGUCUCCGACUGGAACGUUGAUCUGAUGUCCAUCAGUGGUCACAAGAUCUAUGGACCCAAAGGUGUGGGCGCUCUGUACGUGCGACGUCGGCCUCGGGUGCGUUUGGAGCCACUGCAGAACGGGGGCGGGCAGGAGAGGGGGCUACGCUCUGGCACUGUACCCACCCCACUGGCUGUUGGACUGGGGGCUGCCUGCAAUAUCGCCCAGCAAGAGAUGGAGUAUGAUCAUCACAGAGUGUCCACACUGGCUAAUCGUCUGGUCCAGAAGAUCAUGGCUGGGAUUCCUGAUGUCAUCAUGAACGGAGAUCCAGAACAACGCUACCCUGGCUGUAUCAACCUAUCCUUUGCGUACGUGGAGGGAGAGAGUCUGUUGAUGGCGCUGAAGGAUGUUGCUCUGUCAUCUGGGAGUGCAUGUACAUCAGCGUCUCUGGAGCCAUCAUACGUCCUCAGAGCGAUCGGAGCAGAUGAAGACCUGGCUCACUCUUCCAUCAGGUUUGGCAUUGGCAGGUUCACCACAGAGGAAGAGGUGGACUACACAGCAGAGAAGUGUAUCCAACAGGUCUCCAGACUCAGAGAGAUGAGUCCUCUGUGGGAGAUGGUUCAAGAAGGCAUCGAUCUGAAGAGCAUCAAGUGGUCGCAGCACUAGACUCCUCCCACUUCCUGUUUACUUCCUGGCUGACAACUAAGACGAUGAAUCCCAGGGAAUUCUGGGAGUAGGCCAGCUUUUCCUUCCUGUAUACAAACACGCACAAACUUCCUGUCUGACUUGAAGUCUGUUUGUAGCUGCGACUCUCUGUCUUUGGAGAAGCUCCUCUAGUUGAUGUGUUGGGAGAUGUUGCUUAGAGUUGACCAACACACGGCAGCGUCUGCUUAUUGCUCUCAUUCUGUUGUAGAUCAGGCUUCUGUUGGCUGAGUGGCUUCUGUGUCUUGAUUGAGAAGUUGUCAGAGGCUCUGACACCUGGCUCCUUUAUUUAGACCCCAUUUUUACACCUGGUAUUAAAAUGCAAUCUGUAUCCAGACAUGUUAUCCGGAUAAAGAAAAACACAUAUUAAUGCAAGGUGUAAAAUGUUUAGUGAUCGGCAUGUGAUCGCUGUUCUGCUGUAAACAGUAGGAGUCAUAGUGACAGAGUACCUACAAGCUGGUACUGCACACUGAAGCAAACUGACACAAUAUUUUUUAUACAAAGAAAGGAAUAACUUUAAGUAUUACAUUUACUGAAUUUAAAAGAGGAGACAAAUAAUUAAGAACUUAUUGGGGACAGCAUUUCACAAAGUUUAUCAAGUGUCCCCUAACUCAACCACUCACAAAAUCCUUAGAUUUUUUGUUAAGGGAGUCUGGGGCUGAUUACUUACUCACAGAUGUGCUAUGGAUGUCCCAAUGAGGAUAACAAGAAUGCAUGAAAAAUACCAGGUGCAAACACAAAGGAAAGAUCGGUAGUAGUAGUAGUAGUAGUAGUAGUAGUGGUGAACCUUGUCUGGGACAUUCUGGCAGAUACCAUGGUGAUUUAUCCUGGUUAUAAGUGAGCCGGUUUCAUGAGUUAAAGGCAAAGGUAAUAGGCUGAAUGGCUCAUCUUGCUCCGUGACACAGGCUCUGGUCAGUGUAUUAAGCAACCACAGGCAGCGACCCAGGUGACAAGAAACAAAAUGGGAACAAUGGGCAGCGUUGCUUCACCAAGGCUGUUGAUGACAACUAAAGGCAGCAGAACAAAGUUCACUGAGUUGAUCUAAUGAUCCACUCUGAGUCAGAACUUUUCACCAGAUGAUUCACAUAUUGUCUCCUGUCCUCUCUGUCUCAGAACUCACUAUUGUCAUUUUAUUUUCUUCCCACCUCAAUUUCAGUAUUUAACAAAGAGCAGCACCAUGUCAGUGUUAGCAGCCAGAGUUUCUUUUGUUUAAGUCUGGAACACUCUACAAGACUGUAGCCUGGAUUUGACCUCAACGGCUAAUUUUCGAGAUGGUGGUGAGUAAAAACAGCUCAGAGCCAGUCUCUCACUUACUGACUGACACUGUGACAUGUCUGAGGCUGUUGAUGGGAAUGUGAAGAUGAUCCUGAACAGUUUGGAUGCUAAAUAUCCUUGCAGUCUGAGAGGAGUUUUAAAGUCUUGUAUUGAGUUCCUGGAUGUAAUCAGCUGAGCCUGUACACGUGAAAUUUACUAGACUCCUGCAUCUACUGUCUUCUACUGUUACUCAACAUAUGCAUUAUUAUCCAAUAAAGCAGUGCUUCAUGAA